Molecule: messenger RNA, 720 nt
Organism: Scedosporium apiospermum
Lineage: Eukaryota; Fungi; Ascomycota; Sordariomycetes; Microascales; Microascaceae
Exons: 2
Coding region: 1-720 (239 amino acids)
Cellular component (GO): nucleolus
Molecular function (GO): rRNA (adenine) methyltransferase activity
Source: RefSeq, a predicted model, not a curated record
AUGGGCGUGAACCGGAAGAAGACGCAAAAGUCUCUCUCACUCGGGCGUCCCCCUACCGCCAGGCCACCAAAAGCUGCGUUUUCUAGAAAGACCGCGAGAACGCUUAUAAACCGGCAUCAUCACCUAGAGAAAAGGCGACAGCAGGCUAUCAGGGAUGGGGACGAGGGCAGUGCCGCCGCCGCCGCAGCGGAAAUCUCAGCCCUAGGCGGCCUCGAGCGUUACCAACAAGCCAGUCUUCUAGGACAGAGCAAGGAUCGAGGCGGAGACAGUUCACGGGUUCUUCUUGACUGGCUAAAGCCUUCCCUCUCAAGUAAGAACAAAGAGAUAGGAACUCAAAUACGAAUGCUCGAAGUCGGUGCUCUCAGCACAUCCAAUGCCUGUGCUGCCAGCGGCUACUUCGAGACAGUGCAUAUUGACCUGAACAGUCAAGCACCCGGGAUCCUCAAGCAGGAUUUCAUGGAGAGGCCAUUACCAUCUAGUGACGCCGAACGUUUCGACCUCAUAUCUCUCAGCCUAGUUCUCAACUUUGUUCCUGAUCCUGCCGCCCGAGGUAGAUUCUCUAGGCUCGAAUGGAAAAUUACUGGCAAGCUUGUCUAUUCCCUCUGGCGGCGCGAUGCCGCCGUCUCAACACCAGCUCGAUCAUUCCCGAAAAAGGAGAUCAAUCCCGGGCCAAAGAGGAAUAACUUCGCUGUCGUGCUGAAGGGCACGAAGGAUGCCUAG